AUGACAGCAAAUAGUACUAACGAUAACGAUAACGAACGCUCCCCAGUCGUAGAAUUUGCUACGGAAGUGUUCAGACCGAACGCUCCCUUCGAAAUCCCAGUGACGGAGUUUACACAUGUACGACGAAUUCGAGCUGUGCUGCGAUGCCUCGCAACCCUAUUCUACAGGUUUUAUUAUAUCAACUUCAAAGAUGGAAAAGAUAUUGUGAUGCAAAUGAGUGUAAAGAUUAUGCAUCAAACCAUUGCCUUCAAUUCAUUCUACAACGGUCAUUGGCAAAUCGAAGAAACGUUGUCAUAUCCGUGUCCGAUUGAAAUGGCUAAAACGUAUACUAUAGACUUCGUGCCAACUCGUUUUCAUUCUAUUUUCGUUUACAUAAAUGGUCGAUUUACCUAUGAGUUUCGUGAACGUCAACCAGGCUUCAAAUUCUCGUCGGUUGAAAUCACUGGAGAUGUUGAAAUUCAUUCCGUACACGUUUCAUAG
Necator americanus (New World hookworm) is the source of this 480-nucleotide messenger RNA. RefSeq lists its product as uncharacterized. Gene Ontology annotation, molecular function: carbohydrate binding. The coding region runs from base 1 to 480 and encodes 159 amino acids. NCBI's taxonomy places the organism in Eukaryota, Metazoa, Nematoda, Chromadorea, Rhabditida, Ancylostomatidae. The transcript has 5 exons. The record is from RefSeq and is a predicted model, not a curated record.